AUGUCCACUUCGAGUCCCGGCAAUGCGGGAGCAUGGCCUGCUACCGCCAACGGUGCCUCGUCCGAGUACCCUGAUGCCGGACUGAACAAUGACACCGCCGCCGCCGAAGACAAUGCGCCGGCCCGGCCACCGCCGAGGAAACGGAGGAGGAUCGUGAUCUCUUGUACCGAAUGUCAUAGGCGCAAGCAAAAGUGUGACCGACAGCUCCCUUGCACGAACUGCAUCUCACGAAACAAACAUAGCGCAUGCCACUACGAAACCGGUGCGCCGACAGCAAGACAACAGCAGAGACGCCAACAGCUAGUUGCCCCUACGAAUGGCGCCGCCGAUGGCGCAGACGGUGGUGGAGGGGCCUCCAACUCGGGUUCAGGCUCCGGCUCAACAACCACAGCCACCUCCCCUGACAUGGGCAAAUCCCCCAUCACGUCCUCUUCAUCAACGACAACUCACCACACCGGCAGCGAUCUCUCCGAGCACAUCGCCACCAACGGGGGUAAACCCGUCACCAAAGUCGCGUCUGAAACCUUUGGCUACUCUGGCGCCGGCACGCUCGGUUUCCUCCGUAAAAUCGAAGAGUCCACCACUGGCAACGAGAACCUGCCUCCCCCCCCCGGGCAACCUACCUCGAUUGACCAAACUACACCCUCCAUCUCAGACGGGUUGACAAGAGAGAAGUACAAAUCCUUGAUCCGGCAACUCCCUGCGAGGGUCCACAUCGAGAAGCUAGUUGAUAUUUACUUUCGGGAGUUCAACUGGCAGUAUUACGCCCUCGACAGGACUUUGUUCGACAGCUUGCUCGCGCAAUGGUACACCCUCCCCUUUUCCAUCCUCAGUCAAGGCGGGCCGUCCCAAAUCCCGCUAUCACUGAGGCCUUUUCCGGGGUUGCUGUUCAAUAUUAUUGCUAUUGCUCUCUUGACCCUUUCGUCAGAUGACAGGGAGUUCGAGGGGCUGUUGUAUGCAGGGUUGAAUAUGACUUUUGAGGAUUUGGCGAAUGAUUAUUCUGACUCUGGGCUGCAAGUUUUGCAAGUGCUGGGCAAGAGAUCAAUGACGCUCACGACAGUCUUGGCUGGGUUUGCCAGGGCGAGUUUCCUCAAAUAUGUCGGCUUGGUGACGGAAAGCUGGCAUGCGAUUGGGAGUGCGAUUAGAGAUGCGCAGGAGAUUGGGCUGCACAGGGAUAGUUUGGAUCCGAGGCCUCCUUCUGGGGCGACGUUGCAGGAGGUGUUGGAGGUGCAGUGGGAGGUGCAAAGACGGAGAAAGAUAUGGAUGACGCUUGUGGUUUGGGAUGUGCACAUGGCUGGCGUGCUGGGUCGGCCGACGACGAUCAACCUGACGGCCGUGCCGCCGAGCUUGCCGGUUGAUGUGAAGGGGGACUCGCCGGGUGCCAGCCCAUCGGGGGAGUUGAUGCCGAUUGUGGAGCGGGGGGAGAAUGAGCCGCCUACGCCGUUGACGAGGGCGGUGUGGGCGUAUCAUCUUAUGGUGCCGAUGAGGGAGAUUCUGGAGCUGGAGAAGGAAGGGCCGUGCCCGAGGGAUUUUGGGAGGGUGGAUAAGCUUCAUGAGGAGGUUGUUUCGAUUGAGAAGAAGACGCCGCCUUUUUUCAGGUUGGAGAAUCCGGACACGAGGUUUGAUGAUAGGGAGGAUUGUUACUGGUUGCCGUUGGCGAGGGUUAUUUUGCCGCAGCUGUCGUCUUUUGAGCUAAUGGCGUUGCACAGGCCGUAUAUUUUUACCAGGCCAAAGAGUCGGACGGAGGCGCUCAAGGCGAGUUUGGGGAUGUUGAAUGCGCAGAGGUUGCACUUCAUGGCGCUGAGGCCGGCUUUGUACAAGACAUUCGCCCUCUUCUUUGGCACCUUUGACGCCAUCGUCCUCAUGGCAGCAAUUUACAUCCUCUUCCCCCGUGAACACCCAGAGCUCGUCCAGUCCGCCCUUCAACACUUCCAGUGGGCAGUCGAGCGCUUCGAGGCAAUGUCUGAGCGCAACGCUCUCGCCAAAGCAGCCCUGGGUGUCCUCCACGCUGUCCGUCUUCGCCUCCGACGCUCUCUCGAUUCCGUCGCCAACAAGUCACAAUCGGCCUCAUCCGGCACCAGCCCUUCAACCACCACAACAGUCACCUCCAAAGCCAACCCUUUGUCCCAGUCCUCUUCCUCCACCGGCACCAACGCCGCUGCUUCCAGUGGCGGCGGCCACCACUGGGAAACCCACACCCCGCGCCGCGCCUCCCGUUCCUCAUCUUCCACUGGCGCCGGUAGCGCCAUCUCCCCCAACCCUCUUCAGGUCCCCCUCGGGCCCUUGGAUUUCUCCCAACCGGGAAGCAGCACCUCUGUCACACCAACAACAGACCGCAACUUUUACCCCGGUGGGCAAGUAGACUGGACGCUGCCAAGUGACUUUAACUGGGCUUCCCUUCAACCUAUAUACCCCACACAUGAUUUGAUCUUUAAUGAUUUAGUCGGCGUAGGGGACACAAAUGGGAACGGCCUAAGUUGGGACACGAGAACUACUGUCCCUGGGCUGGGGGGGCUGACUACUGUUGUUGGGGGGAGGGAGCAAGUCCAGCAGCAGCAGGGGGUUCAAGGUCAGGGACAGCAAGGGGGGGUGAACUGGCAGCAGUUUGAGGGUGAUUUUGGGAAUGAUAGCGUUUGGAGUUUGCUGAACCAGUUUGGGCCGAUGUAGGUUGCGUGUAUCGGGUGUUGACUGGUGUGUAAGAUGAGGGUUCUAUGGGUUGAUCUAUGAACAUCGUCAACUGUUAGGUAUGGCGUAUGGAUGGCUAGGUGUGGGUCAAAAAGUGAUUAUGGUAUCGCCGGAGAUUUUGGUUCAACUUUUUGUAGUUUUCAAAGAUAUAGUUUACAUAUUUAUCCUCGUGUCUCACAACAGCCCGUACAAUACUCUCGAUUCAAACCCUGUCUUGACACCCUCACCACCCC
Messenger RNA from Podospora bellae-mahoneyi, 2918 nucleotides. RefSeq lists its product as uncharacterized. The coding region runs from base 1 to 2667 and encodes 888 amino acids. Gene Ontology annotation, cellular component: nucleus. Gene Ontology annotation, molecular function: DNA-binding transcription factor activity, RNA polymerase II-specific; zinc ion binding; DNA binding. Lineage: Eukaryota; Fungi; Ascomycota; Sordariomycetes; Sordariales; Podosporaceae. Gene Ontology annotation, biological process: DNA-templated transcription; regulation of DNA-templated transcription. The record is from RefSeq and is a predicted model, not a curated record. The transcript is spliced from 3 exons.